Acomys russatus (golden spiny mouse) is the source of this 1863-nucleotide messenger RNA. It is a transcript of the gene Necab3, whose product is annotated as N-terminal EF-hand calcium binding protein 3. The coding region runs from base 68 to 1129 and encodes 353 amino acids. Gene Ontology annotation, cellular component: Golgi cis cisterna; endoplasmic reticulum; cytoplasm. Gene Ontology annotation, molecular function: calcium ion binding. The transcript is spliced from 13 exons. Gene Ontology annotation, biological process: regulation of amyloid precursor protein biosynthetic process. The record is from RefSeq and is a predicted model, not a curated record. NCBI's taxonomy places the organism in Eukaryota, Metazoa, Chordata, Mammalia, Rodentia, Muridae.
CGCCCCGCCCCCAGCCAUCCUAGGCGGCCUGGGAGCUGCAGCCCGCAGCCUUGCGAUCCUCCAAGCCAUGGCGUGCGCCGGGCUGCUCGCUGUGUGCUUGCUCGGGCCACCUGCCCCCCAGCCACCGCGACACUCUGCGCCUGCCGCGGGACACGCGCUUUUCCAGGAUGUUUUCCGCAGAGCAGACAAGAAUGAUGAUGGUAAGCUCUCAUUUGAAGAGUUCCAGAAUUACUUUGCUGAUGGGGUUCUCAGCUCAGCCGAGCUUCGGGAACUGUUCCGCGGCAUCGAUGGGCAUCUCACCGACAAUUUAGAAACAGAGAAGCUGUGUGACUAUUUCUCCAAACACCUGGGUGUCUAUCGGCCUGUGCUGGCUGCACUGGAGUCACUGAACCGCGCUGUCCUUCUGGCCAUGGAUGCUACAAAGCUGGACUAUGAACAGGCCUCCAAGGUGGACCAGUUUGUCACCCGGUUCCUGCUGCGGGAAACUGUGAAUCAGCUACAAGCCCUGCAGAGCUCCCUAGAGGGGGCAUCGGACACCCUGGAGGCCCAGGCCCGAGGUCAGCGGUUGGAUGAAGAACAUGACAAAGUGCAGAGUAGGUGCCGUAACAGCCGGCGGGCAGGACGCAGAGCCCUGAGGAGCUUCAGUUGGUCACCAACCUGGUCUCCUGGAUCCUCUGAUACAGGGUGGAAUUCAGAAGCUGAGCUGCAGUGGCGGCUGCAGGUCAACCGCCUCCAGGAGCUCAUAGACCAGCUUGAGUGCAAGGCACCCCGGCUGGAACCCCUUCAUGAAGAGGACCUUGCCAAGGGUCCUGACUCGCACAUCCUUGUGGUGCAGAGGCAGGUACAAGUGGCAGAGGAUGCCCUGCAGGAUUUUCACCGUGCCCUGAACUGCUACAUGAACUUCACAGGGGCGCAGAGCCAUUGCUUGCAUGUGUCUGCCCAGAAGAUGCUAGACAAUGCUGCUUUUGCCCUAUAUGAGUUCUGGCAGGAUGAAGCCUCCUGGAGAAGGCACCAGCAGUCUCCCUGCAGCAAGGCCUUCCAGCGCACCCUCAUCGAUCACCUGCGGGCCCCGGAUACACUCACUACUGUGUUUUUCCCAGCCUCCUGGUGGAUUAUGAACAAUAACUGAGUCGGCUCUGCUUGAGCUGCAGCCCUGCCUGCCAUUCUAGAGCCUUCCGCACUGGUCAACUCUACAAUAAGACCAAGGAACCUGCCUGUUCCCAGGCUAAAAGCCUGAGCAGCUGGUACAGGGUCUCUGCCAGGAAUCAUGAGCUGGGCUGCUUGCUUUAUUUUACAGUUUAUAACCUUUAAGCACCUGGGCUUCUGCCUGACUCAGGAAGUCCAGAUUCUGGUCUCCCCUUUCCUUUCCCUUGCUGUGUGAUGCAGGCAGAUGCCUUCCCUCUCUGGCUGACUAGGGGUGUCCUCAUUUCUACCUGAUGCUUUGGGGUUAGAUUUCUGUUCUUCCUCAGCCAGAGUCAGAACCAGGGCUGAUGCUCAGGGACCCCCUCAAACCCUGGAACCUUGACCCCUGAGGCUAAGCCACUUCAGCCUGUAGUGUAGAGACCUGGGUGGGUGUCUAUCACCUUUCUGCGUCAGCCCUAGAAUUUCUAGCAUCAGUGGCUGUACUAGAAACCUCUGGGGGGUCCUGGUUUGGUUUGCAUGUCAUUUGCAUGUUCUCACCCCACUUGUUCUCAGGGCACUAGGGGAAGCCCCAAGAAAAACCUUGCAGAGUAGCAAUAAUUUGGGCCUAGAGUUGCCUGCUGCCCCCAGAGAUCUCUGAACCCCAGCCUGGGUACUCAGCACAGAGGCAAUAAAGUUGGUAGUCACUUGUGGUGUCGCCUCAGUCUGUCUGUGUCUCUCUCU